This is a messenger RNA of Mycena indigotica, 1071 nucleotides long. RefSeq lists its product as uncharacterized. The coding region runs from base 1 to 1071 and encodes 356 amino acids. Lineage: Eukaryota; Fungi; Basidiomycota; Agaricomycetes; Agaricales; Mycenaceae. The transcript has a single exon. The record is from RefSeq and is a predicted model, not a curated record.
AUGACGCCCAGCGUCACUUCACCUCCCACACCCGCAACAAACGAAGCUUUGACAAUGAUCGACAUCCUUGGGGUCAUCUUCAAAGCCUGUCUUGCCUUGAACUUUUCUGUCGAAUGGCACAACGACGUUCGGCAAAAGAUGGCUCUUGGGGCGGUGUGCAGGUGUUGGAAAUUCACCUUGGAGUCACUUCCCGCCUUGUGGUCGCACAUAAUUCUGGUCCCGCGAAUGCCUCAGUAUUACAUCGACAAGGUUUUUCGACUUGCCAAGCAAGCUCCGAAACGUUUGCGCAUCGACCUUGACCUGGACUCGGAAUUGGAUACCAUGUUUUUGUCUUCGAUUGCCGCUCUGCUGGUUGCCAAAGCGGAGACAGUCACUCAUAUCUCCGUUCAAUAUAUUUCCUAUUCCGCCUGGAACACAUUUGUCGACCAUUUAUCAGCGGCCAGUCCUCAACCCCGCUUUCUCUCGCUCAGAUCCUUCUAUGCGACUUCUCCUACCGCCCUGCACAACCAACUCGGAGAUGCCGUCCCACAUUCGUUUCCGGAUCUCGCAGCAAACCUCCAAGACCUUUAUCUUGACGGAUUGCCUCCGUCGUCGUUUGUCGUUGGUCCCAACCUGAUAUCGUUGUCUCUAACAAACCUUUACUUGGCCGAGGACGAUACGGCUUCUUUCACUUUCACGACGACAUUGUUGGACUCUCUUCGCCAAACUCCCCAUCUCGAAACGCUUUUCAUUGAUGUGGAUGAGUCCUUCACAAACCAGCCUGUGCCCCACAAACCAGUCGUCCUGCCUUACCUGCACACCCUGUCCUUUCUCUGCAACAUGCCCUUUCCACAUCACUGUGGUUUCCUGCUUUCCCUAGUCCACCUUCCGAAACUACACAGUCUCUCACUGCAUCUGGUCAGUGUGCAGAACGUGAACAAUUUCAUCUCGGUGAACGGGACCCACCUUUCGACCAUUGUUGUGCUGCGUCUUAUCGGCGACAUUUCGGCUUAUAUCGAAGUUCACUGGUGGUCGAGCAAAGCUCUUGUCUUCGUUGACAGGGAGCAGGCUUCGUCAUUUAGACUUUCUUGA